GCAGGACUAAUGAGGCUGCCUUAAUGACAGCAUUUUCUGUAUGUUUACAUAAGUGUUCUUAGUUCAUGGAAGUAACCCCUCCUAGGAAGAACCAUGGGAACUCAUUGAAGCUGAUCCUAUCUGCUUGUACCUCAGGGGAUCUGAGAGGGAAUUUGUGAAGGAACAUUUCCUUUAAGUAAAAGAGACCAACUGAGUAAGCUGAAGCAAGAAGGAUGUCUUCGAUCUUUAGGAGACCCACACUGACCAGGCUGCUUUUCAUCAAAACUGUUCAGCAAAACCAAAGGUUAACCAUCUACAGCAAGCCGCCCAAGGAAAAGAUCGGCCCAGUGCAGUCCGUCUUUGCCCUGUGUGUGUUUGCUAUCACUCUCCUGGCCCCGGCUGGAUGGAUUCUGCAUCAUGUCCCAGAAUACCGGGAAAGAUCAACUCCACAUCUCUGACAUCUGGAAGAGGCUUCGCAUUCAAAUAAACAUCUAAUUGUGCUUCUGCACAGCUGCUUCUCAGGCAAAGAAAAGAAAACGUUCCUGCUUAAACAGGCUUUCUGUUGCAUGUUCAUUUUUAUUGUGUUAUUUUAUGUUUUCUAUUGGCUAUUGUGACAAUUAUGUUAAUAGUUAUUUUACUGGUUUUCUAUGCAGCGCUUUGUGACAGUUCUGUUUGUGAAAGGAGCUCAACAAAUAAGCUUUACUUACUUAUUUACAAAGAUUGAGAUGGAAGUUUGAUACAGUCUGAUUAUGGAAAUUUUGUGCUGUUUAAAACAGUCCUUUGACCUUUCUUUGUAUUCAGUUUUCUGUUUUAUUUUGCAGAUUGCUUUUUAUUUCUUUGUGUAUGACCUGUGUAUUUGCUUUUUGUGCUUCCUUUGCCAGCUGUCCCUACCUAUGUAUACAAUAUGAUAUUUGUUUGGUAUAUGUUGUCAUUUUGCCAGCUUCCUGGUUCUCUGUGUGUGCAGUUAUUAAAUAUAUAUAUAAUCAACAUUUAUUAAGCCCACGUUUCUGUAUUAAAAAUGUGUAUUUUUUAUUAGUCCGAUGUUAUAUUCUAAUCUUAAAUGUUGUGUUUGCAUUAGCUGUAAGUGGAAAAUCAUCAUGAUUAACAAAAAUAAAAGCUUGAAUACAUCAGUCUGUGUCUAA
Molecule: messenger RNA, 1121 nt
Organism: Girardinichthys multiradiatus
Lineage: Eukaryota; Metazoa; Chordata; Actinopteri; Cyprinodontiformes; Goodeidae
Product: cytochrome c oxidase subunit 8A, mitochondrial-like
Exons: 2
Coding region: 213-437 (74 amino acids)
Biological process (GO): mitochondrial electron transport, cytochrome c to oxygen
Cellular component (GO): mitochondrion
Source: RefSeq, a predicted model, not a curated record